Ceratitis capitata (Mediterranean fruit fly) is the source of this 1777-nucleotide messenger RNA. RefSeq names its product protein RRNAD1. The transcript has 3 exons. NCBI's taxonomy places the organism in Eukaryota, Metazoa, Arthropoda, Insecta, Diptera, Tephritidae. The record is from RefSeq and is a predicted model, not a curated record. Gene Ontology annotation, molecular function: rRNA (adenine-N6,N6-)-dimethyltransferase activity. The coding region runs from base 100 to 1527 and encodes 475 amino acids. Gene Ontology annotation, biological process: rRNA modification.
UUUGUUGCCAGGAGAUAUUUCGCCUUUUCCUCGUUCACUCCCACCUCCAUAUCCUUCGCUUCCUUAUCCAGUCAGGAGAAAGCAGAACUAACGUAAAAUAUGGCUCUACCUAUGGAGUUCUCAUCACCACACGAUUAUUUUAAAGCAUCGGUUACUUUCCUUAGAAAUCACUCUUGGAUCUACAGUAAUGCUAACACCCGAUUUAUAAGGGCCGGGGUAUUAGAACAGUUUCCACCAGAUUAUGUGAACUACUUCCUGAAACUCGAAAAUCACAGUUUGAAUACUUUUCCAUUUUUGAAUGAAAGUGAAGGUUUUAGCAAAGGCAUUGAACCUUCGCACUUGCAAUCAUUUCGUUCCACAAUAUUCCGGCUUAUACCAGAUGAAUUUCAUCAUAAACAAAGUGAUGAAGAAUCAAUAGACGUGCUUCCGAAAUGUCGUUUUCGAAAGAUGAGCAUAAAGAAGAAGCAUGAAAUAAUGAAGUUGAUGGAGAUUAUUCAAUUCAUUUGUAGUGAUACGUCCUUACUACUAGAUUUCGGAGCUGGUUUAGGUUACUUAAGUGAGGCAUUGUGUGGUGUUAAUAAAAAUUGGCGUAUUCUUGGAUUGGAAGCUGAUGCAUAUCGCGUAGAAGCAGCACGAAAGCGUCUUGGAAAACUAGAGCCUGAAGUGAGCAAACGUGUUGUUUACGUGGAACAGUUCAUUGGAAUGGACGACGGCGCUGCUAUUAGGCAUCACAUUACAUGUAACGAAUUAAAAGAUGAGACCGAUCCGACGCCUAAUUGGGCUAUUGUAGGUUUACAUGCUUGUGCUGAUCUUACUGUGGCAUCAAUAAAUCUAUUUUUUGAACUGGCGGAAGUUAAACGUUUAGUCAUUAUGCCUUGUUGUUAUCAUAAACUCCAACAACGUGUUGAUGGCAGCUUCUUACAUUUCCCAUUAAGUGCCGCGUUAAAAGCCGUAGUCUCGGAAACGGAGUCAGAUAUUGAUAGUUACUUUAAUCGGCCGUUUUUGCGUUUGGCCUGUCAAGAAACAAGCGCUCGUUGGCGUUCCUUAUCCGAAGAGGAUCACAUCGCGCAUGGAGAGCAUAUGUUUUGGCGCGCCGUAGCUGACGCCAUCAUUAAUGAUGAGACGGAAGAAAUAGCUAUAACCAAAAAUCAACAAUUAGGGAAAACUAACAACGAAAUUAAAAAUUUUUCUGUUUUUCGGAAAAAGUAUAAAUUGAGACCAAAAUCAGCAGAUUUGAAUUAUUCACCCGAUGAUUACUGGAAUGAGGAACAUGAAGCCAAAUUUAAUGAUAUACUUCAAAGAUAUGCUGACGUGGGGCCACAGUUGGCUGAGGCAUUAACUUGUCUACAAACAACAAUGCAGAAACUCUGCGAGAAUAUUGUACUUUACGAUCGAGUGUGUUACAUGAACGAAUAUGCUGAGGCGCACCCACACAUUAAACUUAAGGUCCGUUGCCAGAAAAUCUUAAAUGAGAAGUUAUCACCUCGCUGCUUCGUUUUAAUCGCGGAAAAAUUAUACAAUAGCUAGAGUAUUAGAAAAAGUAAAUACAUACGUGUAUACAUACACAUGCAAACCACUGCUCUUUUGUUAAUUGAUUUAUAAGAAACCAAAACAUUUAGGAUGAGCUAAUGUACACAAAUUCACACACCACCCAAAUACAAACUUAAUGCUUUCAAAUAGGUUUAAAAUACUCAACCAAAAGUGGAAACCUUCGCAACUUUUCUAAGUAAGCUGAUAAUACAAUUAGCUUUAUGGUUCCCCAACAAAGGAUAUAUAU